AUGACUGCUUCGGCUGUCGUGCGCAUUGCAAUCUUUUGUCGCUUUUUGUUUCGGGACGGACAGGCUGUGCGCCGCCUAACGCUCCGUACGUGGAGUACACCGACGAGCGCGGACAGUUACUGGACACCCUCCCGGUGUGCCAAGAUUUUAAUCGACAAGGAUGUACGAGACCUACCUGCAGAUUCGUUCAUAUUCGUGAAGGGUGCGGGCUGCAGGUGGUGGGGUGCCGCGUGGUGGUGUGCCGCGACGCCGCCGCUGGCACGUGCCGCCGCGCCGCCUGCCGCUACUACCACAUCCCCGUGCAGCUGCCGCCCGCGCUGCGCCCCCCCUAACCCCCACACCCCACACUCACCCCCGCACCCACCCUCACCCCCCACACCCACGCCCACUCCUAUGCCCACUCCCACGCCCGCGCCCCUCGUUAACCAUAUCGUUCGCGCCUCUGACACACUCGGGAAAGACAGAGGUGAUAUGCGGAUAGAGGCCGAGGCCGCCGCCGCGUCGCCGCGGCGCGCUCUUCGAGGCAUGAACGCCUGUUGCCUAAUUAUUAUUCCUAGUCCAUAUCCUUUUGUUGAUCAGUCAUGCGAU
Messenger RNA from Brenthis ino (lesser marbled fritillary), 588 nucleotides. The record is from the annotation of a GenBank genome assembly. NCBI's taxonomy places the organism in Eukaryota, Metazoa, Arthropoda, Insecta, Lepidoptera, Nymphalidae.